ACGUUUAAUAACUCUUUUUAUACUAUCGAACGACGAUUUAUACUUUUCAAUCCUUUGUUUUUAUGCAAAAAGGCAUCGAUGAAGUAUAUUUUUAUCAAAAUCUAAAUAGAGCGGGUUAUUCUAAAUAUUUAUCGCCGAAAGAUAUUACGAGAGCAAAUAUCAUUAAUCCGAAAUGCCGCCAAAACGAGGAAAGGUACAGAAGGAAGAGGUCCAAGUUUCUCUUGGACCGCAACUCCGUGAAGGAGAGGUAGUUUUUGGAGUGGCUCACAUUUUCGCGAGUUUCAAUGACACGUUCGUACACGUUACUGAUUUAUCGGGCAGGGAAACAAUCGCCAGAGUUACUGGUGGUAUGAAAGUGAAGGCGGACCGUGAUGAAGCCUCGCCCUAUGCAGCUAUGCUUGCAGCUCAGGAUGUCGCAGAAAAAUGUAAAUCGCUAGGCAUCACAGCGCUGCACAUCAAACUGAGAGCUACAGGAGGUAAUAAAACAAAGACUCCUGGUCCUGGUGCGCAAUCUGCUCUGCGUGCUUUAGCCCGUUCGAGCAUGAAAAUUGGUCGUAUCGAAGAUGUCACCCCCAUUCCAUCAGAUUCGACCCGUAGAAAGGGAGGUCGCCGUGGACGCAGGCUGUAGGUCAUGAUUAUAGCUCUCUUUCUGCAUCUUAUUAUCUUUGAAUAAAUAAUUUAAAGAAAGAAUA
This is a messenger RNA of Formica exsecta, 692 nucleotides long. RefSeq names its product 40S ribosomal protein S14a. NCBI's taxonomy places the organism in Eukaryota, Metazoa, Arthropoda, Insecta, Hymenoptera, Formicidae. Gene Ontology annotation, cellular component: cytosolic small ribosomal subunit; ribosome. Bases 173 to 628 code for a protein of 151 amino acids. The transcript has 4 exons. The record is from RefSeq and is a predicted model, not a curated record. Gene Ontology annotation, molecular function: small ribosomal subunit rRNA binding; mRNA 5'-UTR binding; structural constituent of ribosome. Gene Ontology annotation, biological process: maturation of SSU-rRNA from tricistronic rRNA transcript (SSU-rRNA, 5.8S rRNA, LSU-rRNA); translation; ribosomal small subunit assembly.